UUACUGCCAACCCGGGGGAAAGCUGGGCCCAGUGGGAGAGCAACAGCAAGCCCGCCAGUCCCCGUCAGACCGGUCUUGGCCCCACAGCCUUCUACCAGCAACUGUCAGCGCCUGUCUCGGCCACAGGGAGCAGCUGCUAAACCUUCCAGUCGACUACCUGUCCCCUCAGCCAUCCCCAAGCCUGUCAGCCGAGUGCCACUCAGCAGCCGGAGUGUACCACCCAGCAGAGGUGCCCUCGCUUCAGAUUCGGUGUCAACUCGUAAAGGACUUCCAAGACCAGGUGCUGCAGGGCACAGAGUUCCUGUUUCCCAGCGACCAAAUCUUCCUGGUGCCACUCGCAGCCAUCUGCAGCCCCCCCGGAAAGCUGCAGCCCCAGGACCUACCAGGUAAAGAGAUCAGGACAGUAAGCAAGAAUUCAGUAACCAACCACGACAGUCCCUGCCUGGACUCGCCUCCUCUCCGGCCUCCCAAGCCCUCGCGUUGGAGGCAGUUCCGGACUCCUGCAGAUUCUGGCUCAGGGGCAAGAGGAAGAGAUGCCACUACGGCUGGUGCCCAGGGAGAUGGGGUGGAUUAGGGUGGAGCUGGAGGGGAUUCAAACCCUCUGAUUAGAAUAUUAGGGAAAAGAAGUCACCUCCCGGCAGUGAAAUGAACAGACAGAUGAGAAGUGGGUUGUCCUCAUCCACACCCAGUCUGUGUUCAUCCCUAGGCCGAGGGCCACUGGGUAUGAACAUGGGCAUGGCCUCUGUCGCUGACCUCCCUGCUCUCCCAGGAGCAGUCCUCCUGAAUCACAUCCCCUACUGGACUCCGGCCUGUUAGGCGAAGCAGAGGCAGGCACCUGGCCUCCGGAACUUGCUUCCUGUGAAUUCUGUAAAUCGUAACAGGCCAGUUUAUGAUAAACCGACUCCUUUGGUCUAUACUUUUCUAAAAUAAAGUGAGUGUAUUUUUA
This is a messenger RNA of Myotis davidii, 946 nucleotides long. RefSeq names its product proline/serine-rich coiled-coil protein 1. The record is from RefSeq and is a predicted model, not a curated record. The annotation marks the transcript as partial. Gene Ontology annotation, biological process: mitotic metaphase chromosome alignment. Lineage: Eukaryota; Metazoa; Chordata; Mammalia; Chiroptera; Vespertilionidae. Gene Ontology annotation, cellular component: spindle pole; microtubule cytoskeleton; spindle microtubule. The transcript is spliced from 4 exons. Gene Ontology annotation, molecular function: microtubule binding.